This is a messenger RNA of Rubroshorea leprosula, 641 nucleotides long. NCBI's taxonomy places the organism in Eukaryota, Viridiplantae, Streptophyta, Magnoliopsida, Malvales, Dipterocarpaceae. The record is from the annotation of a GenBank genome assembly.
UAAAUAUUAUGUGUCACUUAUUCUAAUUAAAAAUUUUACUUUAUUAAUUUAUGAAUUAAACAUAAUUAAUUUUAAUUUUUUCAUCUUCUUCUUCCUCUUCUUCUUCAGAAUCAUCUUCAUCAUCUUGGGUUGUGCGGGGUUUCAUGAGGAACCCAGAGCCAGUGCGGGGUUCACAAGGAACCCAGAUCUGGGUUCCUCAUGAAACCCAGCACUGGGUUAGCGAGGAACCCAGAACUGGGUUUCUCACAAACCCAGAGCUGGGUUUCGAGAGGAACCUCAUGAAACCCAGCACUGGGUUUCUCACAAACCCAAAGCUGGGUUUCGAGAGGAACCCAGACCUGGGUUCCUCUCGAAACCUAACAUUGGGUCUGCGCGGAACCCAGCUGGCUUGGAUCAAAACGGGGAGGACGGGGAGGACCACGGCAAUCUCCGGUUGGGGCAGCCGGAGCUGUACAAGCAAGCUGACAGGGACGAUCCCAAAGCUCUCCUUGAUGGCGUCGAUGUUGCUGGACUCGUUGGAAUCUUGCGCCAAUUAGGCGAUCUCGCUGAGUAUGUUUCUCGCGUUCUUAUUUGAUUUUGCUCUUCAAUUUUGGGGAUUGAUGGUGUUUCUAGUGUUGCAUGAAAAAAUUUGGAAAUUGAUU